Messenger RNA from Prorocentrum cordatum, 2007 nucleotides. The record is from the annotation of a GenBank genome assembly. Lineage: Eukaryota; Dinophyceae; Prorocentrales; Prorocentraceae.
AGCAUUUUAUGCUCAAGGGUAGCGGCGUUUUUCCUCACUGGACCAUCGCCGCUCCCUUUGACGACUCGACAGCAUGGGGUGCACGGAGGGCCGCGACGUGGUGCCCGAGCGAUGUGGUUGCGACGGUUCGGAGUUGACGAAAGUGACGCUCGAGAAGGGGGGGUGCAAUCGAGCUUUCGGAGCCCGCGUAGUCGACACGGAGACCAAAGAUGUUGGAUUGCUGAUCGUGCGCGUCACUGCAGGCGGCGCGCUGAGCAAGUGGAACGCAGUCAACCCUUCAAUGGCUAUUGGCCCAGGCGAUAGCAUCGUCGAGGCGAACGGUCUUACGGAACCAUGGGCCAUUAUGGAAGAGAUGGCAAGAGUCGUGAAAGUUCAUAUGGUCGUCCGCCGCGCCCCGCCAGGGGGUAAGGCCUUGCUGGCACAGUGCAAGGUCACGAGCCAGAGCCUCCAGACAACCGCGCUUGUUUUGAAGCAAAGUGUUCAGGCGUGCGACGUUUCCGUGGACACUUGCGCCAUUUGCUUGGAGGACGUGGAGGCUGACGAGCGGAUUGCAGGCCUCAAGUGCGGGCAUGGGUUUCACCACAGGUGUCUGAUGCGAUGGCUGGGACGCCGCGAGACGGCCAGUUGCCCGCUCUGCAGGGAGGCAGUCCAUUGACGAACCCACUUCGAUAUGCUUUUUAGUUCGAAUGUCCUUGUGGAUGGCUUCUGGCAUUCGGAUAACUGACUACACGAACUACAGCUUCAUAUAAUCGAUCCAGGAAUAGUGUCACAUGCCAGCUUGAUGUUAUGUGCCCGUGUGAGCAGACCAACAGUUUCCCCGUGCAAAUGCCUUAGUUCGUAGUCCAUAUUCUUGCAUUCCUUUUCCUCACGCGCAGCGACACAUCGAACCCGCCUCAGUUCCGGAAACAGCACCCUACCACCCCACUCAGUUUUAACUACUCAUCUGCCAAAAGCCACUGAACAUUCUGCCUUUAUUUAGAAGUCUUAGAAGUAUUGAAGAUCGUUUGGUAUUGUGGGGGGCGACGUGAAUUGAGAACUUUCUCAGAAUGUCUGUAACAUGCAGCGGAUCGUGCAGCGGUGCUCAGUAGACGGGUCGCCAUGCGACGUUGGUCCAGCCAGGGGCAGCACAGUUCCAGAUUCGUCGCGGCAGUUGUGUCUAGGUGGCUGAGCGGGUUCGUUUUCCCGCUCGUGGAGGUCUUUGCAAUUCGGUCGCUCAACGACAAGCAGUUGCGCGACGGCAUGCUGGUGUGGGAGCAUAGCUUUUACCGCUGAGUCGUUGCAUGUGUUAUGCUGUGUUCCGCUCGAGACGCGCCGUUCUCCUAUCUUGGAGGUAGUUUUAAUGUUUGUCACAUGCCACCCGCUGCACACCCAGACUUCACAUUAGCUUCGUGCCGUGUUUACGCGGCGGUGACCCAACCGCCUGCGUUCAAGGUUGAACGCCGCCAAAUCAAUGCGGACGUCAUCGCGACGCGAAUUUGCCGUAGUUUUGCUUUCAUCCCUCUCCUCCUCCCAGAGCACCUGGGGCGACGCCCCGACAAAAGGGGGUCGUUUGCGCCGACGGUGGCGCGUGAGCCACCCGCGCAGGCCGCGCGGAAGGGCCCUCGUCUCCACUGACGCGCCGCGCUGGUGGCCCACGUGAGAGUCACCGCGCUGGCGGCCGCCGUGCCGUCUCGCGCGAGACCCGUUUUGGAUCGCCGCUCACCUGGCGCCCUCCGGGCGGAGACGGCUCCGGCGCCGCUGCAGAGCGCCACGGAGUGCCGGCGCCCCGCGAUGCGAGCGGAUGCGGUGUUUCCCUCGCCGUCUCGGCUCCUCCCCCCUCCUCCUUCCACUGGGGAAUCAUCGUCUUCGCCGUCCUCCUCCACGCCCUGCCUCUCGCUCUGCGUACCAUUCGGGUACCAUCCUCUGUCUGGCCUCUGUGUUUGAGCGUUCGGCUCGAGCCGUCGCUGGUCAAGCACCUGCCUCUCAAGACCUUCAGCAGCGACUCUGCGCAACCGUAGUUGGAGGAGG